Nelumbo nucifera (sacred lotus) is the source of this 1755-nucleotide messenger RNA. RefSeq lists its product as uncharacterized. Lineage: Eukaryota; Viridiplantae; Streptophyta; Magnoliopsida; Proteales; Nelumbonaceae. The record is from RefSeq and is a predicted model, not a curated record.
CUCGUCGUGCGCGUCUCUGUCGGAGCCAAUGGCGUCAUCGACGAAUUAACAAGUAGAGAGGAAAGUCUUCUCACUAGCUAACCGUUACCGUGUUUCAUAAGCAGAGAGAGAGAGAGAGAGAGAGAGAGAGAAUUCUGAAUUCCUGAUGUUCGAAAGAGUUCUCACUGGGAUCGCAAUGAACCGCUCUACCGUUGGAAACCCAUCCGAAAUAUCGCCGGAUUCCGGCUCUCUCGUCCGUCGAAUACUGACGGGUAUGAUUCUCUUCGCUGCAGUGGCAUUAACUUGUCUUGUUCUCUAUAUUGCGGUGGUCAAUCCCGACGGAGUUCUUCCUCGCCCUUUCGGUGCCUCUUCCACUAUUGACCAAACCUUCUCCUUCCACACCGUCGAUUCGUCUCCGGAUGAUGAGGAAACAAGUCUAGAAAGAAUUUUGAAGGCAGCAGCCAUGGAGGAUGGAACUGUCAUCUUAACUACCUUAAAUGAAGCAUGGGCAGCACCUGGCUCAAUUAUCGAUCUCUUUAUUGAUAGCUUCCGAGUAGGAGAUCGAACCAGUUGGCUUCUGAAGCAUUUGGUAGUUGUUGCUCUGGAUCAAGAGGCAUACACUCGUUGUUUGGUGAUACAUACCCACUGCUUUGCUCUUGUAACUCAAGGGUCAAAUUUCACUGGAGAAGCUUAUUUCAUGACAUCUGAUUACUUGGAAAUGAUGUGGAGAAGGAUUGAUUUUCUAAGAUCUGUUCUUGAGAUGGGUUACCACUUUAUUUUCACGGAUGCUGAUAUAAUGUGGUUCCGCAACCCAUUUCCACACUUCUAUCCGGAUGCAGAUUUCCAAAUAGCAUGUGAUAACUUCAUGGGCAACCCAAGUGAUUUAAGCAACAGACCAAACGGAGGAUUUAACUAUGUCAAGUCCAAUAAGCGAACUAUAGAAUUCUAUAAAUUUUGGUACUCCUCAAGAGAGACCCAUCCAGGGUAUCAUGAUCAGGAUGUGCUGAACAUGAUAAAAUUUGAUCCUUUCAUCACCCAGAUUGGAUUGAAGAUGAUGUUUUUGGAUACUGCUUACUUUGGAGGGUUUUGUGAGCCUAGCAGAGAUCUGAAUCUGGUCUGUACAAUGCAUGCAAAUUGUUGUUAUGGCCUGGAUAGUAAACUCAUUGAUCUCAGAAUUAUGAUUGAGGAUUGGAGAAAAUAUGUGUCUUCUCCACCAAAUAUGAAGGCCUCCAGUUUGCAAUUCUGGAGGGUCCCACAUAAUUGCAGUCUUUCAUCUUUCCAUCCGCCUCCAAAGAAGAAACAACAAGAGCAGAACGAUUGACAAUCAGUUACAAUGUAUCUCAUCUUUUCUCAAUAGCCAGCUUUGCAAAGGUUGUAAAGGAGUUUUAUUAAUUUUCUGUUCUGUGAUUCAUUGUGGAUCGUAUGAAUAGCUGGCCUUUAACAAAGGGAGUCAAGUUUAUCAUCAAUUGCUUCUCUAAAGGCAUUAGGGGGAGUGGAUGCAUUGACGGAGGAAGGAAAGUAUUCAAGGGAAGAGUUUUAGCAAAUGGACUUUCAUAUUUCAUGUAUCAUUUGGAAACCCCUCUUCCGGUUCCGCCUUUUGUUGUAACGCACGUCAACGUUUACUGUAUAGGAAUGUCGAAAUUAUGGGACAUCUUAUCUUAUUUUGAGGUAGGUGGUAGAUGCUUUUCAAGUCUCCCUCUCUCUCUCUCUGUUUGGUAUGGAAAUUGUUUCUUACGGGUCAGUAUAUAUGAUGUUGGUGUUUUGUUCUUUUCUUCA